AUGGCGCUCAUUCACUCGAAUCCGGAGUUGCCGGAUAUUCAGAAGUUCCACUAUCUACGAGCAGCUGUCAAGGGUGAAGCUGCUCAGCUGAUAGAAUCCAUCGGAAUCAGUUCCGUCAACUACGCUUUGGCUUGGAGGACUUUGGAGAGCCGCUACUCUAACGACUAUUUGCUGAAGAAGAGACACCUGCAGGCGCUCUUCGACAUCCCUCGCAUGAAGAAGGAGUCCGCUGCGACGUUGCAUAGCCUGGUGGAUGACUUCGAGCGGCAUACGAAGAUUCUGCAGCAGCUGGGGGAACCAACCGAUUCCUGGAGCGCCAUCUUGGAGCAUCUUCUGUGCUUGCGACUGCACGAAGACUCACUGAAGGCUUGGGAGGACCACGCGUCAACAGUGGAGAACCCGGACUACGCCUGUCUCAUCGAUUUCGUGCAGAGGAGAACCCGAGUGCUGGAAUCCAUUUCGGUGAAUCACCAUACCGCCGAGUCUUCAAGUGGUCAUUCUCAUUCGUCGAAGAGAAAUCACUCUCAUUCCCAGUUUCGCCUCACUUCUUGCUCAUCGACUACCAGCUCUGGGGGUAAGUGCAGUGCUUGCGGCGAAGCGCACUUCAUCGCGAGGUGUUCCAAGUUUCAAAGCCUUCCGAUGAGAGAUCGAUAUAAGUUGGUGACUUCCAAACGGCUAUGCCACAACUGUUUGAGCAGUGGACACUUCGUUCGCAAUUGUUCCUCCACUUUCAACUGUCGCAAAUGUAAUCGACGGCAUCACACUUUUCUCCAUGAAACUGAUUCACAAAAAGCCAGUAGCCAAAAUGCUUCAUCUGGUUCAACAGCAGUCUCGUCAGGGUCAUCUUCCACUCCAUCACCUACGAUCGAACCUUCUACGCAAUCUAUAGUCGCUGCUGCCGAAAAUGCUCCACCUGUCGAGGUCAGUACUGCUCUACAACAGCCCCGUGGGAACGUCUUCCUGCUCACCGUUGUCGUGAAGGUCAUCGGUUCCCACCGUUAA
This is a messenger RNA of Toxorhynchites rutilus septentrionalis, 1002 nucleotides long. RefSeq lists its product as uncharacterized. The transcript has a single exon. Bases 1 to 1002 code for a protein of 333 amino acids. Gene Ontology annotation, molecular function: zinc ion binding; nucleic acid binding. Lineage: Eukaryota; Metazoa; Arthropoda; Insecta; Diptera; Culicidae. The record is from RefSeq and is a predicted model, not a curated record.